UCAAUAAAAAAGUUUUGAAAAUGGAGCGGUGAAUACCACCAAAAACACAGCAAAGUCGGUCAAAGCAUGAAUGGCGAAAUUGUAAAACCAAGUCCAAACGCAGAAUAAAGCAAGAAUGGGCAAAUCAAAGAGAGGAACGAGAGAAGGAAAUGAUAGGAGAAAAGGAAGGAAAGGGUCAUUGUCUGCCAUAGCUGGAAGACAUCAGAUCAGGUGGGAAACGAGCAAAACAGCCCAGACGGAAAAAGAAGAUAGCUGGCUUUUCCACGUGAAAAUUAUGAGCUGUAGCUGCUUUGGUGCUUCUAGUACAAAGAGGAAAGGCAGUGCUGGUCAGGAUCACCAUGAUAUAGAUGAAAUUUUGCUGGAGACUACAAAACAUUUCUCCUUUAAUGAAUUGAGAUCGGCAACAGAUAACUUUCACACAAGAAAUAAAAUAGGGCGUGGAGGCUUUGGAACUGUUUACAAGGGAAUCCUAAAAAAUGGAGUAGAAGUUGCUGUGAAGACACUUUCUGCUCAAUCAAAGCAAGGAGCACGUGAAUUUUUAACCGAGAUAAAGACUAUAGCAAAUGUCAGACAUCCCAAUCUCGUUGAGUUGAUUGGAUGUUGUGUCCAAGGAGCUAAUAGGAUUUUGGUCUAUGAAUAUCUCGAAAAUAACAGUCUUGAUCAUGCACUAUUGGGUUCAAGGAGUGAAAAUACCAAACUGGAUUGGAGAAAAAGAUCUGGGAUUUGCAUGGGUACUGCUAGAAGUCUUGCUUAUCUUCAUGAAGAACUUGUUCCUCAUAUUGUGCAUAGAGACAUUAAAGCUAGUAAUAUACUUCUUGAUAAAGACUUCAACCCAAAAAUUGGAGACUUUGGGUUGGCUAAACUUUUUCCGGAUGAUAUUACGCACAUUAGCACCAGAAUCGCUGGAACAACUGGUUAUUUGGCCCCAGAAUAUGCAUUGGGUGGGCAGUUAACCAUAAAGGCUGAUGUAUACAGUUUUGGUGUUCUCAUACUUGAAAUUGUUAGUGGUAGAAGCAGUGCCAAGGAAAACUGGGGAGGCACACAGCAAAAGCUUCUCCUGGAAUGGGCUUGGCAGCUACAUGAAGAAGGGAGACUUUUGGAGCUGGUUGAUCAGGAAAUGGGUGAAUAUCCUGAGGAAGAAGUCAUUAGAUACAUGAAGACUGCAUUUUUCUGCACCCAAGCAGCAGCAAACCGAAGGCCGAUGAUGAGCCAAGUUGUUGACAUGCUUUCGAGAAACAUCAGGCUUAAUGAGAAGCAACUUACAGCACCUGGUUUAUUUCAAGAUUCAAGGCGUGAACCUUCUCUAAAGAAGUCAACUGAUGAUACUACUAGUACUAGCCAUCAAAUGAGUUCUGUCCCUGUCACUAUAACUCAAGUGACCCCUCGAUGAGCUACAGGGAUUUUUUCCUUAUGAGCUGCAUGGUGCGUGGAAAUUAUUUGCUAGAGUAGGAAGGAAAUAUUUCAACAGCUUACAUGGUUUCUGUUUGAUUUGACUUGCUCUUUUACGAUGGUAAUUGCCCUUUUGGCCGAUGAACAGAAAAAGAAAGUUGCCCCUUUGCGUCGGAGAGUAUUAGUUCAAGCAGUAUGUAUUUCAGGUGGCGAAAAAUGUUAUAUUUUUAUUUGUAUGAUAGCAAUUUUCCUAUUCAAUAUCAUUGUUACAUUUUUGUUGA
This is a messenger RNA of Ziziphus jujuba (common jujube), 1670 nucleotides long. Its product is annotated as putative serine/threonine-protein kinase. The coding region runs from base 116 to 1390 and encodes 424 amino acids. Gene Ontology annotation, molecular function: ATP binding; protein kinase activity. NCBI's taxonomy places the organism in Eukaryota, Viridiplantae, Streptophyta, Magnoliopsida, Rosales, Rhamnaceae. The record is from RefSeq and is a predicted model, not a curated record. Gene Ontology annotation, biological process: protein phosphorylation. The transcript has 7 exons.